GGUCGACCACGAGGAACUGUGGUAUGUCGUAUAACAAGAUGAGUAUUUAGGAAAUGGCUGAUUAGUUUCAACACAGCAUGAUAUAAGUGCAGUGAAAUGGAUAAAUACACAAGACCAAUAUCAAAGACAAUAGGUCAAACUGCAUCAUCAUCAAAAGACAUCGAUGUGGAGGUGAUAGAAAUGGUUGAAGAUGAUUGUGUAAUAGAUGAAACACAAGUAAGGAGCACCCCCAAGAAGCGUCCUCAAGAUAAAAAAGCAAAACCCAAUGUUCAUCUUAAAGAAAAAGACAAGAUGUUGGUUGAUGUCAAGGACGGACAACUGUUGAUACUAGAGAAUGGACAGGAAUUGUCUGUCAUUGGUCUGUGUACAAUGUCAGUUCUGUGUGGCUCUGUUAGUGUGUUCGGCUAUCAUUGUGACGCCAGCAAACCAUCAGUUGAACUUAUUUCCACCGUAAGCACUAGUCUGUUGAAAAUAAUAUGUGGAGGAGUGGAAACUGGUUCAGACACUAUACAUUCUGUUUACACAGAUUCUAAACUUGAGCAGAAUGUUAUAGAUAGACUACCAAGCAGAGAUGUGGCUGUGGUGAAACUAAGUAAAUUAGAAGCUCUUCAUAUAGACUUUAUUAUCAGUCUCAGAAAAUGCAUGGCAAAUCAACUUUUUGGAGGGAUUGAGGAUGGCCCCCAUGGGAGGUUUUCCAUAGAACCAGAAGAGAGUAAGACAAUUCCCAGAUUCAAUUUUGUUGAAGACCACAACUUUGUUCUGGACAAAUGGAAGGAACAAUUAUCUGCAGACAGUUCUUCUGUAAUAAUCACAUGUGGUGACCAAGGUCAAGGAAAGUCAACUCUGACUCAGUUUAUACUCAACUCAACACUAAAUGAUAUAGAGAAAGUGUGUUUUUUAGACUGUGACCCUGGACAGACGGAGUUUAAUCCUCCUGGCAGUGUGUGUUUACAUACUAUUAAUAGUCCUGCCUUAGGGCCGUCGUUCAGUCGCCAGAGGGAACCAACAGUCUGGUGUUUUAAUGGAUGUACAAGCCCAGGUAUAAACCCACACUUAUACAUCCAAUGUAUAAAUCACUGUUUCCAUGCCUACAAACAGAUGAAGCCACGCCCCCCUCUCAUAAUCAACACAAUGGGCUGGAUGACAGGCCUUGGCCUAAGUUUACUGGCUGAAAUUCUGAGAAUUGUUCAACCUGACCUGAUGGUACAGAUUGACCCUAAACAUUCAGAAGGAGAUGUUCUACCCUUAACUCCCUCCAAUAUGGCUGAAAUCCCAGGCUUGUCAAAUCGUGGCACAAUUAAAGAGACCAUUUCUCAGAAGGAUUAUGGUUUGAUCAUAAUUAAGUCUGUGGUGGACAAACAGUCCAGAGGUCAAAAUAAACGUCGUCAAUUCAGGGAAUUUGCGAUGAUGAGUUAUUUUGCAAUGGGCUUACCAGAGGGAAUUCUGGCAGCUAAACCCUACAUUGUGUCCUGGUCCAGAAUAGCCAUCCAUGUUUGCCAUGAAACAGUUCCAUCCUCUCAAAUACUAGAGGCCAUCAAUGCAUGUGUUGUAGCUCUCUGUUGUCUGGACUCUAGAUAUCCGCUAAUCAAGGAAGGAGAGGAUUGUCCAUGGUUUGUCAAGAAGACUCCGGCUUGUGACUGUGUGGGAUAUGGUUUUGUACGAGGGAUAGACAGAGAAAAAAAAUGUUUGUACAUAGUGACUCCAGUUGCACUAUCCAAACUUGAAUCUGUCAAUUUGUUGAUGCGAGGUGAUGUGAAUCUGUCAGAAGAGCUCUUUCUUGAGUCUUUCACAGGAGUUGUGCCAUAUGUUGAUGAUACUGCAACUGCUACAGGAGCCAGUUCUCUCAGACAGCGAAAACGAUUGCCUAGGAAAACCCGGGCUAAAGUAACAAACAGACAGGAUGUAUGGUGAUUAAAGUUAAGUUGUACACAGCAGUGCUGGUAAUCAAGGUCCUAUACAGUGCUGACAGAGACAUGAUACCUUGUUAUUAGAAUUGGCUGUAUACAUCAAUACUGAGAUAGACUGCAGGGUUUUCCAUAAGAGCAGGUCGCCGGCCAAUUUGGCUGGCUUCUUUGAUCAUUUGGCCGCCUACACCAAUCCAGUUCCAUAAUAAUAUUCCAUACAUGACUACAUGUACACAGCAGGCCACCCCCACCUCGCCGCGUUGCAGCUCGGGUCAGCUUGCUUCACCAGCCACCUACUUUCACUACACAGCCUACUACUAACAAAAUUAUGGAAAACCCUGAGACUGGAUAUCUCAUGAUUAGAGUCAGCUGUAUAUAGCAGUGUGAGACAAGGACAAUUCAUCUCAUGACCAAGGUCUACUCUAGGCAGCAGUGCUGGAAUGGCAAAUAGGUGAUAACAAAAGUAGGCUACAUACAACAGAGAAACACAAUGCAGCAGUGUUUACAGCACAUGUAUGGGUUUGGACAAUGUAAUAAUGAAUUUUAGACUUUUAGACAUUUGAUUUAUGGUUUUGAAGUUUUUAUAUUUUAACUUUUAAAAUACAGAUGUG
Ylistrum balloti is the source of this 2515-nucleotide messenger RNA. Its product is annotated as polynucleotide 5'-hydroxyl-kinase NOL9-like. Bases 97 to 1911 code for a protein of 604 amino acids. Gene Ontology annotation, biological process: cleavage in ITS2 between 5.8S rRNA and LSU-rRNA of tricistronic rRNA transcript (SSU-rRNA, 5.8S rRNA, LSU-rRNA). The record is from RefSeq and is a predicted model, not a curated record. Gene Ontology annotation, molecular function: polynucleotide 5'-hydroxyl-kinase activity. Gene Ontology annotation, cellular component: nucleus. NCBI's taxonomy places the organism in Eukaryota, Metazoa, Mollusca, Bivalvia, Pectinida, Pectinidae. The transcript has 13 exons.